UGGUUCUUGCAGACCCCCCUAUAAGUAGCCCAUACCCCACCUCCAACGGUGCUGCUUGCUAUCUCAGAGUCCAGACUGUUUACUUCACCAUGUCCACUUCCAUUUACUCCCAUGCUCACUCCAUUUCUGCUGCUGCCUCGGACCCACUCACCAUAUUCCGCACUUGGGUUGAUCAGCACCAGUGCCCUGAAAAUAACAGCGACAUCGAAGAGUACCUCGAAGGGUUGUACUCACAGCUUGACCGAUAUAACCGCCGUGCAAAGGGCGUAUGCAUGCCCGAGGACCUCGCAGGCCAACUCAGCCUGCUGGUCGAUCAGGCGGCUCGGCGCAACCCCGAAGCUGCCCAUCGCGUGGCCGAGAGCACCCCCGGGUGGGAGCUCCUCGCUCGUGUCCUCGUGCGGCACGAACGCGAGCGCGCAGAGGCAGAAGACCGUCGUUGGGAGGAAGAAGAACAGUGUGUCCGAGAGGAAGAAGAGCAGCGCAUUCGAGCGGCUCGAGCUGCGGAGCGCGCCAAGCGCGCCGAGGCCGCCGAAGCUCGCGCCCCUGGUCGAGGAGGAAACGGGAUCGUGGUUGAACAGCGCCGCCUAAGCCUUAUCGAAGCCCCCCCGUCUAUCGACGAAGCUCCCGCCCCCAAGAAGGACAAGGGCAAAAAGAAACGCAAGCCCGACGACUCAUCAGCGAUAGCGAGGUUGAGGCAUUAGGGCUGCUCAAUUCUCGCCGCCCGUUCGUCGGUUCGUCGGGCACCUGCCCCGUAAGGCAGGUAGCAUCAGAUCCGGAUCAAGC
This is a messenger RNA of Rhodofomes roseus, 783 nucleotides long. RefSeq lists its product as uncharacterized. The transcript has 2 exons. Lineage: Eukaryota; Fungi; Basidiomycota; Agaricomycetes; Polyporales; Fomitopsidaceae. Bases 90 to 701 code for a protein of 203 amino acids. The record is from RefSeq and is a predicted model, not a curated record.